CUCCUCUAUCACUUCCUGGUGUUUUCAAACGGCUGCCGAGCGGUUUGUCAAACAAGUCCAAAGUUGUCGAGACGCGGGAGGAGGAUGAGCUCAGAGCCGGGGACACGGCAGCGGAGUGAAGUCUGGACCUGGUGUGAACCUCGCUUUACAAAAUGAUGAACAGACGGUAUGUCUUCGGCGGAUAACGGGAGGCAGUAGCUGCCAGAACACAGGACGGGCUAGCUGCUCCGCUAGCUGCUCCGCUAGCUGCUCCGCUAGCUGCUCCGCUAGCUGCUCCUAGCUGCUAGCACACCAGACGGCGGUUUGUUGCUAUUAGUUAGCAUCAGUUAGCAUCAGUUAGCAUCAGUUAGCAUCGAGUGUGUCAGUUUGAAACGAGCUAACGUCAAGUUGUGACUGCAGACGCGACUGAAAGGACUCUGAGGGUCCAGAAGAGCACACCAUCAUGGAGAACAAGGACAAAGUACAGAUGAGGAGUCACCCUCGCAGGAAGCUGAAGAAGCUGAGCGAGGACAGCCUCACCAAGCAGCCCGAGGAAGUGUUCGACGUCCUGGAGAAGCUCGGUGAAGGGUCAUAUGGCUGUGUUUUUAAAGCCCAUUAUAAAGAGACGGGGGAGAUCGUAGCCAUCAAACAAGUUCCUGUUGAGUCUGACCUUCAGGAAAUCAUCAAGGAGAUCUCCAUCAUGCAGCAGUGCAACAGUCCUCAUGUGGUGCAGUACUACGGCAGCUACUUCAAAAACAGUGACCUGUGGAUCGUUAUGGAAUAUUGUGGAGCCGGAUCAGUGUCUGAUAUCAUCCGAAUACGCAACAAGACGAUCACAGAGGAGGAGAUCGCAGCCAUCCUGCAGUCCACUCUGAAGGGUCUGGAGUAUCUUCACUUCAUGAGAAAGAUCCACAGAGACAUCAAAGCAGGAAACAUCCUGCUGAACACGGAGGGUCAGGCCAAACUGGCCGACUUCGGAGUUGCUGGACAGCUGACGGACACCAUGGCGAAGAGAAACACGGUGAUCGGCACGCCGUUCUGGAUGGCUCCUGAGGUCAUACAGGAGAUCGGCUACAACUGCGUGGCUGACAUCUGGUCUCUGGGGAUAACGGCCAUCGAGAUGUCGGAGGGGAAGCCGCCCUACGCCGACAUACAUCCCAUGAGGGCCAUCUUCAUGAUCCCCACCAACCCUCCGCCAACGUUCAGGAACCCAGAUCUGUGGUCUCCGGCAUUUCGAGACUUUGUCAGCCAGUGUUUGGUGAAAAACCCAGAAAAUAGAGCGACUGCCACACAGCUGUUACAGCAUCUUUUCAUCAAGUCAGCCAAGCCCAGCUCCAUCCUCAGAGCCCUGAUCACAGACGCCAUGGAGAUCAAACUGAAGAAGCAGGAGGAGGCGGAGCAGAGGGAGCUGGACGCCGAGGACGAAGACAACUCGGACGAGGACGAGGUGGAUCAGGGGACGAUGGUGCGGGCGGGAACCGGAGACUCAGGAACCAUCCGGGCCGCCGGAUCAUUGGGAGGUUCCCUCGGCGGCACGGCUCGGACCAUGAUCGCGCACGAGGACACGGGCACCAUGCAGUCGCAGCUGGGCACCAUGGUCAUCAACUCUGAUGAUGAGGACGAGGAAGAAGCCGGCACGAUGAAAAGGAGAGACGAGACGAUGCAGCCGGCCAAGCCGUCCUUCCUCGAGUACUUUGAGCAGAAAGAGAAAGAAGCCAACAGCCGCAACGACGGAGGAGGAAGAGGAGAACACAACGCAGACAACCGCAAACUGCCCGCUGAGGGAGACUUUGACGUGGUGAACUCGUGGACGGUGGAGGAGCUGCGGCUGCGUCUGGCGUCUCUGGACCCUCAGCUGGAGCAGGAGAUCGAGGAGAUCCGUCAGCGCUACCAGACCAAGAGGCAGCCCAUCCUCGACGCCAUCGAGGCCAAAAAGCGGCGGCAGCAGAGCUUCUGAGAAGAAGCCGCUGCCGCUCCGCCUGGAUCUUCUCUCCGCCGCAGCGUCCGCUGAGGUCCGUGCAACAUGACUCAUGAUGUGGAGACUUCUGAUCAUCAAACUGCUGAAGAAGAAGAACACACAGAACAUUAUUCUCAAGAGCUUUCGUGUUUCUGCAUUAUCUGUCUGAGAGAGUUGUUGAUUUCAGGCUCGUUACACGUGUGUCGUAAAGCUCAGUGAUGGUUAACGUCUCUUUCACUUUAGUUUUACUUCAUCGCGUGGUGCAGAGGAAUUGACCGGUUUGCUUGAGCUCGGUACUCGUCAGUGUUCCACUCCGGACUGUGAAAGUGGAUCUGUGGUGACGUCUGCUCUUCAAAAGCUUCCUGAUCUUUGAUAAAAGAAAACAAAGCAGAUGUUUGUGAUCAGAUGAGAUCUUCAAACUCGUGAUGAAAACUAAACUUCUUUAAUUCGGUACAUAUUCCUUUCUACAUGAAGCGUUCAAUAUAAACUCAUUGUUAAAGUAACCGCACAGAGGCUUCUCUUGGUUUCUGUUCCCUGAAAAGAAAGUGAUGGUUAAAGGGAUAGUUCUGAUGUUUUGAAGUGUGUGUGUGUGUGCGAGGUUCUUCUCCACACAGGAAGCUAAACAAUGUUCUGCUGUGGACACAUUUUAGCCACCAUCAAAGCUCCAUAUCAGUUUAAGUGUUCGCUGUGUGUAGAAUAUUGUCUCCCUAACUGAAGCUGUUGUCUGUGUUCUCCUCAAAGCCACCAGACUCCAUUGACAUAAACAUUAAUUGAACCUCUCAGAACACAGAGCUGCUGGUCCACCUCCGCCUCCAUCACCAGUCUGUUUGUGUUAUUGUGUGACUUUGAUGAAUCCGAUCCGACCCUUAAAAACAUGAUGAGAUGAGUGAUGGAGGCGGAGGUGGACCAGCAGCUCUGUGUUCUGAGAGGUUCAAUUAAUGUUUAUGUCAAUGGAGUCUGGUGGCUUUGAGGAGAGUCCACUGACUGGAUAAGAACUUCAUACAACCUCAAAUCAUCCAAACUAUCCUCCGUCCAGAAGCACGAGUCGGGGCUUCUUUAAUAUACUCUGGUAUAAAUAGAUAUAUUUUUGGUUGACUUGGUCAUUAGCUAAUGUUGCUUCAUUUAAAGGAGCCAAAAAACAUUUUGUAGAGCGACGCAGCUGAAUGUCUAAAAGGUUCAGUAUGAAAUUAAUAUUUUAAGGGGAUUUGACUUUGUUUAACCUCCAGAGUCCUCAGUGUUUAAUCUGUUUUUGUUUCUGUGUCAUCGUCUAGUUUUCCUCUGUAAGCUAAAAACAAAGCAGCGGGUCGACACAUUUAUGGAAUCGGUUCAACAAAGCUUUUAUUUCCUGGAUGUAUUGGUUCUGAUUUGGCACUGAACGAGAUUACCCCCAAGAGAAGUGUCAGGAAGUGGAGCUGAAGCUGCGGCUACAGCUCCACUUCCUCCAGCCACUCACUUUUCUACAUCAGCACAAGAACAUUUCUAUUUUUCUACGUAGUUUAGUUACAUGUUCAGGUCAUGAAGCUCCUCAGGGCUGUAAAAUAACCAGGCUGUAAAUAUUCAAGGCUGUUUUUUUUGUAUAUUUGCAUUUGAUGAGUUGAAGGUUUCAAUCCCCAAAAACGAGACGCUUUUCAUAAGUUCUAUUUAAAUAUGAAGCCGUGAACAGAUGAAAUGUGUUUUGGGGAGCAACUGUUACUGCAGAUACUUUCAGUUUGAAUGUGGAGGAUCUUCUCUUCUGCGUUACAAGCUAAACAAAAGGGAUUCGUCUUUCUGCCUUUAUUUUUGGACAUUCUGCUGUUUUGUUUCUGAAUACUUGUUUUGAGCUAUGAUCUAAUAUGUGAUGAUUUUGUGACGCCGUGUUCGUUCCGUUGUAGGUAUAAAAGAUAAAAACUGAGCCGGGACGGAGGUUAAUAUUCCGAUAACGUCGUACAUUUAACAAAAAGCUCAUAUUUUGUGAGUUUCUUCUCGUGCGUGUUCACCCUCUCGCUCGGAGCUUCUGAUUUGUUGUUGAGGGUUACCCCCCCGGCUCUGUGAUGGAUUUGUUUUUACCUACAAGGUUCUGAUGACGUCAGAUUUUGGUUGGAAUUGUUUUUAUAAUGCAGCGUGAUUGUUCUCUGUUGGAACAAGUGACGCAUCACAAAGUCGUAAUCACUGGAUAUUGAACAGUUUGAAAUGUUUUCUGUGAUCGUCUGAACGUUGUGUAAAACAAACGGCUGCAGGUGUUCGUUGGUUUGCAUGAAGUGAAAACAUCUGAAUAAAUUGUGUUUAGUUUCAGGUUCGUCACUUGUAGUCUCUUCAGGCUCUAAUUUAUUUAAUGAGAUGAUAAAAUGUCUAAAUCCUGCUGAAACGUGGAACCACUGUUUUAAUUUAUUCACUUUCUUAAUGCAGCGUCGUCUUCUAGUUCCAGAUGUUUUAUAAAACGUUUGGUUUAGUAACUCGAGUAGGAACAAACCUCGUUAAUAUAAAAUGUUUAAAUACAAACAUCCGCUUCCAUAUCAAACGUUAAACAAACGAGAAACAUAGAUUUGACAAACGCUUCCAGGCGUGAGGAUCAGCUGACGCUUUGUUUUGCACACUUCCUGUUUGACGCCUGAAAAAGUUUCUGAAGUUUUUAUUUUGCCUUAAAGUUUUGCAGUGGAAGUCAAAUGUUUGAGAUCUGAUAGUUUGUGUAUUUGUUUUUGUUUGAUGGUCUAAUAAAGAAAUGAAUAAAAACUACAGAAAGCU
This is a messenger RNA of Cottoperca gobio, 4657 nucleotides long. Its product is annotated as serine/threonine-protein kinase 4-like. Gene Ontology annotation, molecular function: ATP binding; protein serine/threonine kinase activity. Gene Ontology annotation, cellular component: cytoplasm. The record is from RefSeq and is a predicted model, not a curated record. NCBI's taxonomy places the organism in Eukaryota, Metazoa, Chordata, Actinopteri, Perciformes, Bovichtidae. Gene Ontology annotation, biological process: protein phosphorylation; signal transduction. The coding region runs from base 443 to 1936 and encodes 497 amino acids. The transcript is spliced from 11 exons.